This is a messenger RNA of Wasmannia auropunctata (little fire ant), 3936 nucleotides long. RefSeq lists its product as uncharacterized. The transcript has 6 exons. Bases 367 to 1440 code for a protein of 357 amino acids. NCBI's taxonomy places the organism in Eukaryota, Metazoa, Arthropoda, Insecta, Hymenoptera, Formicidae. The record is from RefSeq and is a predicted model, not a curated record.
GCUUCUCUCUGCGUCAGGAAACGUGGAGAAAUAGGAGACUGCGGACAGCGCGCUGUAUCUUGUUUUAGAAAAAGAUAGGUACCUCUGACGGGACUGUCUUCUCUCCCAAGCGUAAAAGUUAGAGGGAGACAAAGUAACUGACUACACGCGCCAUGUGCGGUUAAGUUAGCGAACGCGGAGAGUGGCUUGGCCAUAUUUAGUUACGACGCCGACAAUUCAAACCAACGCGUAUAAUCGCAAGAAUUUGGCAGUAAGGCUGGUUAUGCGUCGUCGCGAGUGCCGUUCGAGAAAUAAAUGUCGCGCGUCUUUGUGGUACACGCGCGGUUUCGUAUUGUAAUCAAUCGAAAGUGUCAAAUUGUAUGAAGAAUGAAAGUAACUGCGAGGAAAAGUUGGAGGAAAAGGAAAAGGAGGAGAAUUGGAAAGUACCGAGUGAUAACGAAACGGAUGCCUAAUGAGAACGUGUGUGCCUGUGGCGUAGUCGUGGAUCUACCGAAAUCACGAAGUUCGGUCAUCCAGGGAAAACUGACAAUCCUCCUGCCCAAGACGAAGGGCAACAAGUCGGAGGGGAAGGGCUCGCGAAAGCAACCCGAUGACGGACGAGUACCAAAGACUCGUACGUCAAACGAGACCGGGAGCAGCAGCACGGUGACGGAACCCGCGAGGUCCACGAUGAAGAGCAACAAGCACGAGAAGCGGCUCACUCACUCGCGGAGGACUCGAAGCGCUGACAGAGCCGAGUCGCAUUACACUUACAUCGAUUCGGGCUCGAGUGUCCUCGGCGGUGGGAUCCGUGAGAAUACCAUACCGGAAGCGCUAUACGCCACCAUACCGGACACCGUGCCGAACGUGAUCGUCACCGAGACCGGGACGAGUCGGUCGAAUUCGCAGAGCAGAUCGCAACCUCUUUACUCCGCUAUUCCGUCUAUGACGUCGCCGCCGCCGACGUACGACGUCGCGAUUGCAAAAACGUGGCAGACCGGUCUACCACCGACGUACGAGGAGUAUCUCUAUCACAAGUACGCGAUGAUGUCACGCUCGCAUACUCCUCCGCCACCGUGGUCCGACUCGACGACGACGACGACAACGUCGACGUCUAACCCGUCUUCAAGUAUUCAGGCACGACGCGAGCUCUUGGCCAGCCAGCCCGAGCUCCGCGAGUAUCUAACGCAGCUGACGCUAAGCGAUCGUGGCUCGCAAUAUCAAUAUCAACAGCAGCGACAACAAUCUAGAGACGCUACCUGCUCGGUCCCGAGGGAACAGCAGGUCAGAGUGCAGCAGCAACGUGCGCGGGCAAUGCCUCUCAGAUCGCAGAGCGAAAGUCGAGCGCAACAGCAACGAAUUGCGGCGAUGUAUACGGAUGCUGCGUUUUGCAUGGAAACCACAGUACUGCAGUCGGCUUUCGAUUCCGGCCAAGGAUUUGCCCUCUGCAGCUUGAUGUAAAAGGACCGAGCAGCUUCACUUCGAAAGUUGCAGGAAGGCUGAUACCAUCAUCAAUCCACGAUCGAGUUCAUCCGCGAAUGUUUUUCUUGAUAGUUGAAUUGCGUCGCAGAAAGCGUUUGCGAAACCACUCGACUGGAUUGAUGACGUAUUAGCCUAUACUCGCAAUUCAUGUACGCAACGAGAUGCAGCGUUGUUGAAACAUCGCGUCUCGGUGCUUUUAUGAAUUUAAUAAAUAAAGCCUCAUAAUUAGUACCGAUUCCUGAUAGUAAAAUAUCAUUGCCUCAUAAGUACAUGUGAAUAUGUAAGUAUUAAAUGGUAUAUCGAUUCCUAAAUGGUAUCUACUUGAAAGUAUCAAUUCUCUAUAAUAUUAUUUUCCGGAUGCAAUCGGUAUUACAAUUCUACGCACUUCUUUACGCUAGGUAUCUAGGAUACGUUCGUCAUUUAUAACUAUAAUUGUCACUGUUAAAAAUAUCUGUUAAUUUUUAAUUUAAUUUUUAUAGACAACUACGAAAAAGGAAAAGCAAGGAAAUAUGUCUAUAUAUAUAUGUUCAUAAACAGAUAUUUAGAUAUUUAGAAUAACUUUUAGAACAAAAAAGUAAUAAUAAUUCACAAUAAAAUUAAGCUAUUUCGCAACAUUUUCUAUAAUAUGAAUUAUAAGAUUGAAACUUUUUGAGAAAAAUUAUUCUGAGUAAAGAAAUGUGCACUCUUUCUUUUAUAGAAUAAAAGUCGCCAAACGACGAGUUUCGAUACUUGCUAUCCAAUUCUCGCUCUCCAAACGAUAGUGAUGUUUGACGCCAAAUAGCUCUUCCAGGUCUUUUACCUGAAAAAGACACAGCACAAGCAACGAGGCCGUCGAACACACAUGAGAAAGCAAGCUUUGUAUUCGCAGGAAAUCAGAAUUUGCGACAACGUGUCAUAGAGCAAGUUUCGCUUUUUUUUCGUGUGUCCAUAAAGGAAAUGAGGAAAUCUGGUGACCCGAACCGAUCAGAGAUACCGAGGGCAAUUCGACAGGAGAUAGAUCAGGUACACGAUUUUGCCGUUUGCUCCGUUCGGUCACAUAAGGAACAAAGACGGAUAACGAACACGGAUAAUUUUUUCGGAUCGACGAAUAGAGAGACAUUUCUAGCUUUUCGGACGAACGAUAGUUUCAGUCGGUCUCUGCGGGUCGUAUAAGCAUCGUAUAUUGAAACACAGUUUCAAUUUUUCAAACGCUAUGGAAUUUCUCUGUCGGACGACGAUUGUGGUCACUAUACUUCUUUCAAAAGAAAAAACUAUUUCGCGUCAAACAUCAUAUUCAAGAAUGAAAAUUAAAUAUUAAGUCAUAUGAUGACUUUAUACAAUCUCAUUUUCUGGAAUUAUAAUUUACAUUAAAUCCAAUUUACCCGUUAAUUCGACAGUUUCAUAAUUCGUAAAAUAGAGAGCGUUGCGGAAUGAAAUUCCAAAAGCGAGAAUUAAUAAUAGAAUUUUAUUUUUUAUUGAACUGAGGAAAAACUUUAUCACGAACGGAAUUUAAUUUGAGCUUUAAUAACUACGAUAUUCAAUGUUAUAAACUGGAAAGUUAGACAUUUAAUUCGAAUCUCAAAUUAAUUUUUUUUUCUACAAAAAUACGAUUCUCCUCCUUCGCGACAAAUAAUUGCUGUUCUGAUCAUUUUCAAUUACAUAGAAAUAUGUAGAAAUUAUUUUAGCUGUAUUUUUUUGCGUUGGGUGAUUUAUAAUUGCAAUGAUAGUAACUAGAAAAAAAACUUGUUAGCGAAGCUAUUUUUCAUUUCGUUUAUUAUACUCAGUUUUAAACUGUCGUUUUUAGUGUUUAGCUGAGACAAUUUAUAAAUAAGCGAAUGCUCUGCGGGUAUUCGAUAUUUAACAUAUACAGUCCUAACAACAUACAAAACAGAAAGUAGUAUGUAAAGUUGAUGUGAUGAUUAAUAACGUGUUACGUAGCGUAGCGUGAUUACGAUGCGUGCGCGUCAAAGUAACGCGCGAGUAUCGCGUUAAAAGUCACUAUCAUAGGCGUAAUAAAAUAGAAGAAGUAUAUAGUUUUUAGUCAAAUGUGAAAUUCAUGCACUUAUUAAGUUCAAGUUAAGUGUACGUCACGAGCGAAUCGCAUACGUUAUUUUCUCCUACUAUCUUACAAUUAGGGUUAAAAAUCGAGUGGAGCAAAAUUUAGUAUUAUAUUUAAUCAUAGUAUAUAUAUGUAUAAAAAGUUAGGGAUGUAUAGAUCGCAUAACUUUCGUAUCGCAACUCAUCGCAACUCGUAAAUGAACUUGUCACUGUGUAACGUAAAAUAUAUUUAAGAUACGGAAAGAUUUUCGUUAUAUCGAAAUUUUUCCAUCGGUUUUGUAAUGUUUUUCUAUCGACGAGGUAUUGAAACGUGCAAAACUAAGGACUGAUACUCGCCAUGGGACAGAAUGAUACUGGUCACAUCAAUACAAGUGUUAUCUCUUUUUUUUUCCUUUGUUAUUUUAUUUUACGCAUACAUGUGCAUACAUACACACACAC